UCUGCAAAAGUGAGAUGAGCCAUACCCCUUCCAUCUCUUCAUUCUCCCCUAGCAGCCCUGAGUCUCCAUGGAAUCUUGGGAACACAGCUUGAAAACUGUUAUAGAGGAAAAAUAAUGGCCUUGCAGCCAGCUGACCUGGGUUUGUCUUCUAAUUCUAACACUGUUAAAUGGCGUUGGGCAUCUUAACCUCUCUCUAUCCAGUUUCUUCAUCUGUGAAAUAGGUAUUGUAAUAAUAGCUACCGUUGUAGGGCUUAAAUGUGAUAACAUACGCCAGUCAUAUGGCACAUAGUAAGUUUUUAGAACUUUAGAACAGUACAGGAGAACAAGGCAGAAGUUAAAACCAGGGAUAAGGUAGAGUCUUAGUUUUAGAACAGGGAUUAAAGCCAAUUGUUAGAACUCGAUGCUGAAUUAUCAAAAACUUCUUAAAUCCCUUCCAAAAAGGACAAGAUUAAUCUUGGGACUGAGUUUGAGCCUGUAGUGUGAGUAAGAUGGUCUUAGGUGUAAAGAUUAAGAGGCCUGGAGGGACUGAUGACCUGAGGCAGACCCUUGUCAUGUAUUUUAGGCCCAUUUAUAAUCAUAAUGAUGGUAGAUGUAAUUGCUACAUGAUUUAUUAUAUCACCUGAGACUUUCCACAACACUGAAAUAAGCAGUUUGAGAAAAGGUGAAGGACAUGUGCAGAUUCACUCAGGUCGUAUGUGCUAGAGUUACAAUUCAAACCUAGAUCCGGAGUGCUUUGUGUUAUGUUUACUAUAAGCUUUUUUUUUUUAGUGUCAUAGUUAAAAGCCUGGGUCCCACAGCCAGACUACCUGAGAUCAAAUCCUGACUUUGCCUUUACUACCUGUUUGUUCUCGGUCACUGUAUAUAUGCCUUGUUUCGUGGGUCCACGGGAAGCAUGAGUCUGUUGGGACUUGGGACAAGAAGAAAACAAGACAUCUUCACAAGGAAUACCAGACAGUAAUAAAAAGUAUCCCAGAGUCUGAAGAGAUAGAACACAAACAUGACCGACAGAGGACUUAGGGAUCCUCCAGAGGACUCUCAGAAGGAUUUGGAAAAUGACCCAUCAAUAAAUUCUCAGGCACAGGAGACCACAGUCACAACAAGUACCACUGAAGAAGCUCAGACCCCAAACCCUGCCUCUGGUCUUAACAAAGACCACCAAGAGGUGGAAACAGUAGGUCCAGGAAGUGCAGAUACAGGUGAUCAAUCAGAAAGUCCAGAUGAAACAAAUGAUGGGAAAUAUCCAAAGGAUAAAACAGAACAUGAGAACAACCAGAGUUUUCAGGAUGGAGAAGAAAGGCACCCCGUCCAUUCAGAAAGUCCCGGUAAAGACCCCUUGGAUCCAGAACCCGACCGUUCUCCAGGUGACAAGGGAGGAAGAGAAGGUGCACACGUAGGGAGCAGCUCUGUAGCCCUCCCUGAGGAAGCAAGCGACAGACCCGGAGCUUCACAGGAGCCACUUGCUGUUGACCCUCAGGAUGCCCAGAGUCCUGGUCAUUCCAGUGUGCCGCUGGAGAACCAGGAGAAACUGAGGAGGCGACCGCAGGUGCCAGAGGCUGUAAGUCAUCAACAAGAAACACAAAAAUUGGAAGAAAACAAAGAGAAUGCACAGGAUACCUUAAGAAAGCCUAAUAAAAAGGAUUUUUGGACUUAUGGCUCUACCUUUUGUAUCUUCCUAGUUGUGGCUCUUGUUUUGCUAAGUUCUAUUACUAGCUACUAUUUGUCUCCAGGCCAGCAAGUGUCUAAAAAUCCAGCUUUGGAGGCCUUCUUGGUUCAGUUCAGCCAACUGAAGGAUAAAUUUCCAGGCCAGAGUUCCUUUUUGUGGCAGCGAGGACGUAAGUUUCUCCAGAAGCACCUCAAUGCUUCAAAUCCCACUGAGCCAGCCACCAUCAUAUUUACAGCAGCUCGAGAGGGAAGAGAGACCCUGAAGUGCCUGAGCCACCAUGUUGCGGAUGCCUACACCUCUUCCCAGAAAGUCUCUGCCAUUCAGAUUGAUGGGGCUGGAAGAACCUUUCAGGACAGUGACACAGUCAAGCUAUUGGUCGAUAUGGAGCUGAGCUCUGGAUUUGAAAAUGGCCAGAAGGCUGCAGUGGUACACCACUUUGAAUCCCUUCCUGCGGGCUCCGCCUUGAUCUUCUAUAAGUAUUGUGACCAUGAGAAUGCUGCCUUUAAAGAUGUGGCCCUGGUCCUGACCGUUCUACUAGAGGAGGAAACAUUAGAAGCGAGUGUUGGCCCAAGGGAAACAGAAGAAAAAGUGAGAGAUUUACUCUGGGCCAGGUUUACCAACUCGAACAGUCCCAAGUCCUUCAACCACAUGGACUCAGACAAGUUGAGUGGGCUGUGGAGCCGUAUUUCACACCUGGUGCUACCCGUGCAGCCAGUGAGGAACAUAGAAGAACAGGGGUGUCUUUGAUGAGCUAAGCACGGAGUUGGUUAUGGAAGGCAUGGGUUUAUUAAAAAAGUUAAAAGCCUUCCAUUUAUGUGGAAAGAGAUUGAUGAAUGUGAGGAAAGCACAAAUGAGCUUAUUUUAGAAAAUAAUUUUUCAUUUUUUACUUUUUGUAAAAUCUUUCUAAUCUAGGCUUGACAAAGCUAAAAAAUUUGACCAGAUUUUUUUCCCUUGCCUGUCAAGGAAAUCAGGUUUGAAAUAUACCAUGGUAUAUGUAACUGAGGAAUUUUUUUUAAUGCAAAAAUAUAGCAACAGAAUCAUUGCACAGGAAGAGACUCUUCUCAGAGUAGCUACAGAGUGAUUUUUGUUUUCUUGAGACUCUGAAGAGCCUUUUGGAUAGUGUUUGGACUUGGACUAAAGCAAUUACAGUUAUGAAGCAAUGAUAAUUUUUAGAAAAUUUUUCUAUUACAUGUUAAAUAUUUUAAUAACCUAUUGUGAGAUUACAUCUUAUACUAAUUUGCACUUUUGAAUAGUAUGAAAAAAAAAGAAACAAAUUCAAAUACUUAUCUAAAAACUAUAUGUAAGGCACUGCUUUUAUUCCGUUAAGGAGCUGAGGUAAAAGCAGCUAUAGUCAAGAAGUGUUAUUAAAAAUUGGAAACAAUGGGGAAAUUGUUUAUAAGCAUUGGAAAUAAAGAAAUUCCAAUUGGCUAUAUCUUUACUUCAGCUUUCUUGAAUGAUUUAGAGCAGUGAUUUUUAAGGUGUGUCUGCUGGCACCUCUCUACUUUGUAUCAGAGCAGUUCUACUUUGACUUUUUUAUAUAUUGGGAUUCUCUAUAAGAUUUAAUGGGAGCAAAGAGUUCCACUGAUAAUGAAGUUUGAAAACCACCCAUUAAGUGAAAAGACAUCUUAGAAGAUAGGAAAUGGGUAGAAAAAAAUGAGUGUAUUAUAACUCAUGAGUAGGAAGAGAAUGAAAUAUAGGUUUAUUGUAUAGACAUGCUAUUUAUGAAAGAUAAAGACCUACAGAUGAACAGCAGAAUGUAUAAACUCGUAUUUAUGUAUAUUUCUGAUGCUUUUGUUAAUUUCUGUUAAUCAUCGUUUCUGUCUCCCCUGGAUGGAGUUUUAUGAUAGCCUAGGAUGACAGUUUUCAAGUGACCUUUAAGCAGAAGAGAUUCUAAUAACCAAUUAAGUACUAGAUUCUAUAUGGGCACAUUGGCAUAACUUGACCAAACUGUUUACUUGUUAUGCAGCAAUGGAACAUUAUGUAAGGUAGCUUAUUUCUUGACUAGCUAGUUAGAAGUACUGUUAGGUUAACAAUUAGAGAAAUGCAAGAGAUGUUACACUUAGAGGAAGUAGAAAUGUUGGAUAGAUUCUCAGAGGUUUUAAUGGCCAAUAUUAAUUGUUGGACCAUGUUGUGAUUGUAAGAAAGAUUGAGAGCAGUGUUUAUGGAGAUAGUAGUUGUUUAUUUGCUUUUUAGCUCUGAAAGCAGAACUCUAGUAAAAUGAUCUUGAUCUAACGAAGGGUCUGUUCCUUUACAUGAUAUACCUAGGAACUAUUGCCAUGAUCCUGGAAUACUUCCACUAGGUUUUGGUCUCUCUGCUGCUGUGAGAGUAGAGUAUGUGUGUGUGUAUAUGUUUAUAUAUUUUUAAGAAGUCACAUGAUUAAAGUAUGGGAGGAUUUUCAGAAACACUAAGAAGAUAGAGGGAUUUUUAUUAAUACCUCAGAAGGAAUCACAAAGACAUGGGGGAAGAAUCUAUUUGAAAAUAUCUGUCACAGGAAGAAUACAUAAAUCUGUUCUAAGGCCUUUCGUUGUGCUCAGUUGGGUGUAGGGGCAUACCCAAAGGAACUGUUUUCAUUUGGGACUCUGUGAAGGAAUCUUCCAAUAGAUUUGAGGAAAGACCUGCCUGAACAAAAAGUUAAAUCACAGUGAAUAUAACAUCAGCAUCAAUCCAAUAUAAAGUCAGAGAAAAUUGAAGAAAAAUCUAUAUACCAUAUUCAAAUUUUUUUGUGUUUCUAGAUCUCAGAUGCUAGCAUUACAUCACACAAAACCAAUGGUGCCUUGUAGAACUGUUCCGUUGGCCUGCUGAUCUCUGCUACCUCAGAUCGAUAAAGAACUGGUAUGAAGUGUGCACAUCUGAUCUGUGUCAGCGACUCAGAGCACAGUUGAAACAAAUAUUCUUGUUAUUCAUUCAGUUGAAGGUGGUUUUUCAUCAUUUCCUUUCAAUAUAAUUUAGAAAAAUUUGAAAAAGUCGCAAUUUUUUUACUGUUUAGCCUUUGUUAAAACACUU
Diceros bicornis minor is the source of this 4667-nucleotide messenger RNA. Its product is annotated as torsin-1A-interacting protein 2-like. Bases 998 to 2410 code for a protein of 470 amino acids. Gene Ontology annotation, molecular function: ATPase activator activity. Lineage: Eukaryota; Metazoa; Chordata; Mammalia; Perissodactyla; Rhinocerotidae. Gene Ontology annotation, biological process: membrane organization; endoplasmic reticulum organization. Gene Ontology annotation, cellular component: endoplasmic reticulum; membrane. The transcript has 5 exons. The record is from RefSeq and is a predicted model, not a curated record.